AUGAACCUGGGGUCGCCAGCUGUCGCGCAGUUCAAGCAGUGGCUCGAUCGGCUGCAGGAUGGAGUUGCCAAUGAUGUGCGCCUGCCGCGCGCGAAUGUACUGUACAAGUUCAAACACGUCAGCAAUGCCUUCGUGGCGCGUUUGACACCUAAGCAGCUGCAGCAGCUGAAGCGGCACCCAGCAGUUGCCGAAGUCAAAUCCAACUACCAAAUCAGCAAGCUCACCACCGACUCUGCAAACUUUCUAAACCUGCCCGGGACUCUCUGGACCGCCCGGGGCCGCGAGCGGGCAGGAGAAGGCGUAGUCGUGGGAAUAGUCGACACGGGAAUUUGGCCAGAACACCCUUCAUUUUCCUCGAAUGUUACUCCACCUGAACUUCCAUAUCCUAACCCUCCACCUACCUGGAAAGGCACCUGUCAGGCAACGGCGGACUUUCUGUGCAACAGAAAGGUGAUUGGCGCAAGGUUUUUCAAUGCCGGGUUCCAGGCGUGGUUCGGGCAGGAAGACUUGCGAGCUGAUUGGACGUCGGCUCGGGAUGCGGACGGGCACGGCACCUGGUGUGCAUCAGCGGCAGCAGGAAACAGCAACGUGCCCAUUGUGCUGCCUCCCCGCAAGACAACCAUCGGCAACGCCACUGGCAUGGCACCCCGCGCCUUCCUCGCAGCCUACAAGGUCUUCUGGGGCAACGCCAACACGGGCGGGACCACUGCCACGUAUGCUGACGUGGAGGCAGCUGUCGACGCUGCUGUCGCUGAUGGGGUUGACGUCAUCUCGCUCUCCCUGGGCGGCGCAGACCCCAGUGCCACGUAUUUUACAGAUCUGCCGUAUUUAUAUGCGAAUCUGGCCGGAGCGGUGGUGGUUUAUGCGGCGGGGAACUCUGGUCCGCCGCCUCUCACCUCCUCCAUGUAUCGUAGUAUCUCCAACUUCUCGCCGUUCUACCUCACUGUUGGCGCCAGCACCAUCGCUCGCAGCUACGUUUCUUCAGCCACGCUGGGCGAUGGCCGGGUUUUGAAGCUCUAUGGCUUCGGCUCGGGGAACGUAGCGGUGCAGAGACUGGUGCUGGUGGAGGGGAUUGCAGUGCGGGCAGCUGGGAAGACUGAGACCGAGGGUCAGUAUUGCUUCACAGGCUCACUGAACGCCACCAAGAUCGCCGGCAAGAUCGUGCUGUGCUCGUAUGGAUGGACCAGCACCGGCAGCAAGGCAGCAGAGGUUGCUAGCAAGGGCGGCAGGGCAGUGAUCGUGGUGGAUGUACCUGUUGCAGCCAGACCUUACACCAUCUAUGAGUCCCGGCUGCCUGUCAUGGGCGCGGAGGCUAGCGAGACGGGUGUUUUGCGCAUGUACACCCGAACCAUGGUCAGAUCAUUCCCCCCUCUCCCCCUCGCUCUCCCCUCCGCCAGCCCGGCUGCAUCCUUCGCCUACACCUUCAAGACAGACCUAACCACCGAUGAGGCCCCCGAAAUCGCUUGUUCUAUUCUGACUCGCGCGUUUCCUGCCGUCCCUUGA
Closterium sp. Naga37s-1 is the source of this 1503-nucleotide messenger RNA. NCBI's taxonomy places the organism in Eukaryota, Viridiplantae, Streptophyta, Zygnematophyceae, Desmidiales, Closteriaceae. The record is from the annotation of a GenBank genome assembly.